AUGGAUCUAUUUGGGUCCUGGGGCAGUUCAGCAGACGCCCGCAGCGGCUGCAGGCACGGUGCCGCCCGCAUCAAGCGCCUCGCCCCUGUGCAGUGCGGCGCAGUGUGGGGCAGCCAUCCCUGCGGCCUCCUCGCGCCCCACCAGGGCAGCGACGCGCCCAGCGACCCGCAGGACUCGGCAGUCGACUGCCAGCCGCCCCCGUUGCCGCAGCAGCCGGGGCGGCUGCGCUUGAGGGCACGCGCUUUGGGGGCCGUCGAAGCUGCGAGCCCGGGGAGCUGUGGCGCGCGCGGCGGCGGUCUGGUGGACCGGGGGCCCUCCAUGGCUG
This is a messenger RNA of Monoraphidium neglectum, 325 nucleotides long. RefSeq lists its product as hypothetical. The transcript has a single exon. The annotation marks the transcript as partial. NCBI's taxonomy places the organism in Eukaryota, Viridiplantae, Chlorophyta, Chlorophyceae, Sphaeropleales, Selenastraceae. The record is from RefSeq and is a predicted model, not a curated record.